Messenger RNA from Neomonachus schauinslandi (Hawaiian monk seal), 1620 nucleotides. It is a transcript of the gene HSD17B7, whose product is annotated as hydroxysteroid 17-beta dehydrogenase 7. Bases 33 to 1064 code for a protein of 343 amino acids. Gene Ontology annotation, biological process: cholesterol biosynthetic process. The transcript is spliced from 9 exons. Lineage: Eukaryota; Metazoa; Chordata; Mammalia; Carnivora; Phocidae. Gene Ontology annotation, cellular component: endoplasmic reticulum membrane. Gene Ontology annotation, molecular function: estradiol 17-beta-dehydrogenase [NAD(P)+] activity; 3-beta-hydroxysteroid 3-dehydrogenase (NADP+) activity; 5-alpha-androstane-3-beta,17-beta-diol dehydrogenase (NADP+) activity. The record is from RefSeq and is a predicted model, not a curated record.
CCCUGCGCGGCUCGGCGGUGGGGAGGGAGACCAUGCGGAAGGUGGUGGUGGUCACCGGGGCCAGCAGUGGCGUUGGCCUGGCGCUCUGCAAGCGGCUGCUGGAGGAAGACGAUGAGCUGCACGUGUGUUUGGCGUGCAGGAACGUGGGCAAAGCGGAGGCUGUCCGCGCCGCGCUGCUGGCCGCUCACCCCGCCGCCGAGGUCAGCGUCGUGCAGGUGGAUGUCAGCAACCUCCAGUCAGUCAUCCGGGCCGCCAGGGAGCUCAAGCAAAGGUUUCAGAGAUUAGACUAUGUCUAUCUGAAUGCUGGGAUCAUGCCCAAUCCACAGCUGAAUAUCAAAGCACUUUUCUCUGGCCUCUUUUCAAGGCAUACAAUUGUCUUCUCCUGUUUCAGAAAAGUGAUUCAUAUGUUCUCCACAGCUGAAGGACUGCUGACCCAGGAAGAUAAAGUCACUGCCGAUGGGCUCCAGGAGGUGUUUGAAACCAACGUCUUUGGCCACUUUAUUCUGAUUCAGGAACUGGAAGCUCUCCUCUGUCACAGCGACAGUCCUUCCCGGCUUAUCUGGACAUCAUCUCGCAAUGCAAGGAAAUCUAACUUCCAUCUUGAGGACAUCCAGCACAGCAGAGGCCAGGAGCCCUACAGCUCCUCCAAAUACGCAAUUGACCUCCUGAGCGUGGCGCUGAACCGGAACUUCAACCCACGGGGUCUGUAUUCCAGCGUGGUGUGCCCAGGCACAAUGGUGACCAGUAUGACCUGUGGAAUUCUCCCUCCCUGUGUGUGGACAGUACUGCUGCCCAUCAUAUGGCUGCUUCGCUUUUUUGCAAAUGCUUUCACUGUGACGCCGCACAACGGAACAGAAGCCCUGGUAUGGCUUUUCCACCAAAAGCCCGAGUCUCUUAAUCCUCUGACCAAAUAUCUGAGUGCCACCACUGGCUUUGGAAGCAAUUACGUAACAACCCAGAAGAUGGACCUAGAUGAAGACACUGCUGAAAAAUUUUACCAAAACUUACUGGAACUGGAAAAGCGUAUUAGGGACACCAUUCAAAAAACAAAUCAUCAGAGCUGACGGUGGCACUCUCUGAAACAUCGCAUAUCUACUGUGCUUUCUGGGUUUCUGUUGAGUUGGGUGAUGUGCCUGUGUGGUAAACAGUGAGCUAGAAUUGUCUCUUCCCUCCUUUCAGGAUUAUCUCUAAGACUGGAUGCGUGCAUGUGAGAAAAAGAUCGAUAAGGAAAAUACGAGUUAGCUGUUCUCCAGAAUGGUGUCACAUCAAAAUUGUGCUCGAGUCACCCAACCAAGGAUGUGUUUAUUGGUUCUGCCGACUGGAGCCCAGGCUCCACGUGGUGGGAUGAGGUGUGGACUCGAGUACUCAUGACUCAGGCACUCACCGGCCCUGCUUUUGGCCUGCCCGAGCAGGAGGAAGUUCUGGGCACCCUCUGAGUGAUAAUCUGAGCUUUGUUCCUUUUCUUAUGGACAGUUUUCUAGGUCUUGUACCUUAUUUCUUCCUCCUCAUGGUGCUUCUAAAAAUCCCGAGAUUGUGGGGCGUCUCAUGGCUUAGUCAGUUAGGCGUCCGACUCUUGAUUUCACCUCAGGUCAUGAUCUCAGGGGCGAGAGAUUGAGCCCC